Messenger RNA from Neolamprologus brichardi, 3576 nucleotides. The record is from RefSeq and is a predicted model, not a curated record. NCBI's taxonomy places the organism in Eukaryota, Metazoa, Chordata, Actinopteri, Cichliformes, Cichlidae.
UUUCUUUUUAAACCCAGGGAAUGUACAUCAAGUCGACUUAUGAUGGGUUGCAUGUCAUCACUGGAACCACAGAACAUUCGCCUGCAGACCUGACGAGGAAGAUCCACGCUGGGGACGAGGUGAUCCAGGUUAACCAUCAGACUGUGGUGGGCUGGCAGCUGAAAAACCUGGUUUUUAAACUGAGGGAGGACCCUAAAGGUGUGGUUCUACUCCUGAAGAAGAGGCCCACGGGCACAACAGGUUUCACCCCCGCCCCACUGAAGAACAUGCGCUGGAAGCCCCCAGUACCUCAGAAUAAUUCGUCCCUCGUUAGAACCCAGUCUCCUUCCAGUUCAGCUAACGGAUCAACCAAAAAGGAGAAGCCGGCUAUCCUGGACUUGUACAUCCCGCCUCCUCCUCUAAUGCCGUACACGCCGCGAGAGGCGAGAACAGACGCCUUCUCCAGCAUCAGUAAAAGACCAAAGGGCUCCGAGUCACCCAACUCCUUCCUGGACAAGGAGAGGAGAGGACACUGCACCGAGUUUGACAAGCAAAGCGCCGGCUGUCCCAUCGAAGCCAAGGUGGUGCAGCCCAGAAUGAGGGAGCAUAAACCCUCGCGUGGUAAGCCCCGGCCGCUGUCCAUGCCUGCAGACACCUGUCUGUCAGUGGUUGAUCCUUACGCGAAGCCCUGGGCGCAGGGAAGGAAAGGUGAGGACCUCCUGUACAGAUACCUGAGCAACGAGAGGAUCCCCACCAUUGCCGAGGAGGUCCCCUCGGUGUCUCCACCCUACAGGCCUGCAGGGGAACGGCAUCUCAUCCGAGUGGACCACAUCCGGGGCAGCCGCUACUACUCCAACUCAGACCUCCACAACAGUGCCACCAUCCCCUACCAGGAAGACACGAAAAAGGCUCCGGUAGCUCCCGUCUCCAAGCGCACGACGGCAGAACGCUCACUACUGGGAUCCAGCUGGCACUCUAGCAGUGACUUCCUCAACCGGUAUAAUCAUCCACAUUUACGAUCGUGGUCCUUUUCUCAAGCUGCUGCCUUCCCCAUAUCUGUGACUCCUUCAAUGGCUGCCGAUGACUACAACCCUGUCUCCCUCCGACACAAAUCCAAGAAGAAGAGCCGAGGAGGCAAUGGUACGAUGAGCAGAAGACGGAUCUCGGUCAAAGAGCUCGGCCAGCCAGACCACCAGGGCUGGCUGUACAGGAAGAAAGAAAGCAAAGGCUUUCUGGGUAUGAAAUGGAAGAAGUACUGGUUUGUGCUGAAGAAGACUGCUCUCUACUGGUAUACCAACCAGCUGGCAGAGAAAGCUGAAGGCUACAUCGACCUCACAAACUUCAUGAUCGACAGAGCCAUCGAGUGCAAGAAGAAAUAUGCAUUCAAAGCUUGUCACCCGCAAGUUAUGAUGUUUUAUUUUGCUGCCGAGAGCUACGAGGACAUGAACUUGUGGGUGAAUAAGCUUGGGCUGGCCUCCAUUCAGUAUGAACAAACAGAAGUAAACGCUUCAGCCGAGUGUUAUAGUGAAGCCAGUGAUCACGAAGAAGCUGAAACCACAGAGAUACCCCCUCCACCGUACUCUGAACAGACGCUGCGGGACUCCUCGAAUGCCUCCGGUCUGCCUGGUAGCACACAUCAGGGUACCCUCCCUCCACCUUACUCCUCUGCAGUCCCCAGCGAAGCUAACGGUUCGCUCUCCUCACCUGUCAGUACGAUGACAUCUCAGAGCUCCGCCUCUUCGCUCACCAAGCAGAGACAGUCCUGGUUGGACCUCGUCUCGCAGGCAGCUCCUUCUGCUGGGGAAACAGCAGUGGUGUGCUCAGCCCAGGUCCACUCGCAUCAGCCUCCACAAAAGGAGACGGCAGAGGAAACGAGGCUGGAGAACGUGGCCACCCAGGACUCCUCGGGCACUGAAUCUAAUGAGGAAACGCCUUCAGCUGAGGGGGAAGAUCAGAGGGGAGUUUUAAGGACGCAAAAUAAAGGCAAUCAUGAGAACGGCUCCGAUGAGAUGGAGAAGCUGUAUAUUCAUCUGAAGGAGGCCAGUCUGUCGCCGAUAGGAGAACGUAAACCAUCCACGAAAAAGGAAUUUAGGACCUCCUUCGUAAGACGCUGCAAAAACCAGGCUGUCAAUGACAAGCUGCACCUUAUCAGGACACUCAACAGCACAUUAAAGGCAAAAGAGGCGGACUUGCAGGCAAUCGAACAGAUCCUGUCUGACCCGGAGCUUACCUCAGACAAGUUCAGAGAGUGGAAGGAGGCCAACGGACCUUUGGUGCAGGAUAUCUGUGUCGCGCACAUCCAGCAGGUGGCGUCAGAGGCCGCAAAGGCUGAAGCGUCGGUCAUAGCCGCUCCUGUGGUAGAGACCAGUUUAUAAAGACUCUUCAUGACUUUUUAUGGUGUUCGGACUCUGAGGACCUCACAGUCACAUACAUCAAAUACACACACUUACACUUACACACACACACACACACACACACACACACACACACUGCUGUUGGUUAUUCACUUGAGAACUCUGUUUCAAGUUCUUUUCAACUAGUAGCUGGAUGAAUGAACUGUUGUUUUUAGUUCCACGUGGAGACGGUGUAUGAUAAGCAGCACACAUUAAAAUGUGAAAUGUGUCGUAGUAUUAUUUUUAUUGUUUAAUUUGUAGGUUUAGCGAUUUUUACAGCUGUUUGUUUUUAUAAUUUGAUGAACCUAUGCAUAAACUGUAUAUUUGGAACGGUGGAGUGCAUGGAAAUAAUGUCUCCGUUGUUCUCUGCAUGGAAACACUUUGAAUUUAUCUGUAGUGAAUUGUGUUGUUUUUAAACUAUUCACAGUCAGUUAUUGGUGCCAUGCACCUUCAGUGCCUGUUACACAUGUGUUACAGAAGCUUUUUCAAUAAUGCGUGUAUGUCGUCGCCCUAGAAAUACUAUAUUCAUGCUUAUUAGGAAGACUUUGCUGACUGAACACUAGGGCCUGCACUAACAGAAUAAAUGUUGGUCUCAAAUCAGAAUUUCUUCUUUUUUUAAUACUCAAAAGUGUCAAAUUCAUGUGACUGUAAUGUAAUUUACUGCUGAAAUGUAGCGAUCGCCUCGUUUUUUGUGGAAGAUUUUUUUUAAUCUUCUAAACCAAAACAAACUUUUUAAAUUAUUUCAGCUACACUGAUUAUUUUUGUCAUUUCUGCCCAUGAACAUUGACAGUAUGAGACAAAAUCUUGUCUAAAAUGUGACAGACUUUAUAACUGAUAACAUCUGUGCAUACAGUAUAUUGAAGUAAAGUGGGGAUUUAGCAGUAUUAAGGAUAACUCUCAGGAAGACUCUCCUGGAAUCAUACAAACGAGUCUGAAAGACCUGGUACAAGUUAGAUAAGUGGAUGGUUAUAAAUAAAUUCAGACAUUAUGUGACUGCACAGUAGGUUUGGACACCUCAGGCCGAACAGGAUUUUAAUAUAUGACAGGACCUACCAGAAUAUAGAGGCAUUUCCCCCUUAUGUUUCAUCUGUUGUAUAAGUUAAAAAAAAAUGUCAAUAAUUGUGAAGGGAUGUGUGAUGUUUGUUCUUAAUUCUGGAAUGAAAGUGUUUGUUUGUAUACAGGGAAAUAAAGUCAGAAAAGUGAA